AUGACUUCCAUAACCUUUCAAGGGCAACUUGGAUUUCUCCUUGCAGUUUGCCACAAUCCAGCUGACGGAGUUGAUAUUAGGCACGGCGAGUAUCCUAAUCAUCCAUGCAGACCACUGCCUUCCCCCCCUACUGGAUGUUUCAGGUUUCCAGGUAAUGCAAAAGAUCACCGCUAUCAAUCUCGAGAGCAUCUUCUUCGAGCACAAUGGGCUAUCGACCAGUUAGAGAUGGCGCUACAUGCCAGUAAUCUCACAACGGCCAACCCUCAGAGAGGCUUAAUGGUCAAGAAUGAACUCGAGUCUUGGACAGUGGAAUACGAUGGACUCAUCAACGAACAUCAAUGCAAAGAGUAUGAAUGGGUCGGUCUGAGGUCGAAAUCCCCCCCUUUCCGCCCUGAGACUUUUAUUCCGGGAACGGACUCAAAGACAGCCAUUGACAUCAUGACCAAGGGGUUCCUUACUGUUCCCAAUGCAGAGACACGCCUAGUGGUGAAAGUGUUUAUACCGAAGCAUCUCGUCAGCCUGGACUCGAUGAAGGCCAUCGCAUCCAUGCUUUGGCUUGUAGACCCGCUGUUGAGUGAUGUUCAUCCUGCUCACUGUGAGCCUAACUCACUCUAUUCACUAGGGUUGCAGUAUACUAAUUUUGCUAGGGACGAUGCCAAUGAUCUCCAGGCUGAGAUGCUGUCCGCAGUCGAGGUUGAGGACCCUUGGAAUAAUCGCCUUUCGCCUGAACGGAAACUACUGGAGCUUCUACCCCACCCAGGAGACCUGGGGGAAACGAAGUAUCGCCAUAGGAUUUACAGAAUUCUGGGUGCUACCUCCGUCCAAGAUUUAAUACAUCUCAUGGAUAUAGCAAUUUAUGGCCUGGGUGAGUUGUCCAAAUGCUUCCAAUCACAACCAAAACAUCUCAAAGUGCCAGAUCUGAGAUAUUGGCAUCCCAUCGCAAGUGCUGCGCCCCCUGAGGAGCCCAUUGCGAUUCCAAUUUUGUCUUCGAGACAUCAACGUGCAUCGCAUUUUGAAGAAUCUAGUCUCCUAAUCGACAGAGGGGAAGAUUUACAAAAGUAUUUCUCAAGGGCCGUUGACUCUGAUGUUGGACGAGUAUUUCGACCAGUAGUUCUGGGAGAGAAGCUCCUCAGCCACGGGAUGGUGCCUGUUGACGAUAUCGAUCCCCGAUAUCAGACGUGGAACAUUGGAACCGAUGUAUCGCUGCGCCGAAUGUCUGAGUGGGCGGGGUACAAGCAGCUGAAUGGUUUGGAGAUUGUCAGUAGCGUUCUCAGAGAUACGCCCGAGUGCUGGGAAGAGGUACUGGAUAUGGUCUCCAUCCUGCGAAACAACUUCAGAUUGACAGUGGGCAAAUCAUGUGGCUUCCACAUCCAUGUUAGCAAAGUCACUGGGCCCAUACUGUUACACCUCAUGCGUAAGGUUUCUGUCCUCAUGUAUUUGUGGCCGGAAAGGAAUGUUCCAGCUGACUUCGAACAGUACAUCCCCGUCGACAAGGUCGUUGACUGCCGUACCUUGGGGAUUAUGAAGAAGCUAUGGACAGCCGAAACUCUACAACGGCUCAAGCUGUUUAUAACUCCUAGUAUGGGCUCAAAGUCUUGCUUAGGACUUUCCAAGUGCUACUCCUUUGAUGAGUUUGAUGAAGGCUCUGAAGAUAAAUGUAGAGGAACUGUUGAGUUCCGCUACCUCGAAGGUGCUCUGGAUCCUGAGCUGAUUCUUCGGUGGAGUCAGUUGAUGGUUUCUCUAUUCCAGUUUGCUGAUCUAGCUUCACCACAAGCAUGGCAGAAUUUUGUACCCGCGAUACUGCAGUGCCCAGUAUUGGGUAAGAUGGAUCCGAACGUGUUGAGAGUCUUUUUGGUAUCCUUAGGCAAGGGUGAUGAUCAUGGCUUUUGGAUCAAUCGAAUCGAAAUUAUGUCGAAUUUGCCUCUCGAUGCACAGCAACUGGCUCGCAGGCCAGCUGAUAACAAUGAGAUUCUGCCUCCCCUCGAUAAUGGGUACAUUGAUGCCUUACGAGACGAGCUGUGUACUAGAGAGAUGAAAUUGCCUUGCACGAUCCAGAAAGCGGCGACCCUCAACGAAUCUGAAUCUUCAACAGAUCCAGACGACUUUGCAAAACUACUGUCCGAGAAGGCUUGCUUUUUUUUUUUUUAUGAUUAA
Molecule: messenger RNA, 2154 nt
Organism: Fusarium oxysporum Fo47
Lineage: Eukaryota; Fungi; Ascomycota; Sordariomycetes; Hypocreales; Nectriaceae
Exons: 4
Coding region: 1-2154 (717 amino acids)
Source: RefSeq, a predicted model, not a curated record